AUGAAGCCGCCGACGGAAAAGGACGUGCGAGGGAAUCGGAGGAGCAGGAAAGCUCUGGACGCUCCUGCGCGCCCAUUCGACUACCUUGUGGUUCUGGACUUCGAAUGGACGUGUGACAACAAAAAGAAGCUUGAGCCACUGGAAAUCAUCGAGUUCCCCUCUGUCCUAGUCCGCACCUCCUUUCCUCCCAAGAUCGUCUCUGAGUUUCAAGAAAUGGUCGAUGCUGGAGUCCAUCUCGAAGACGCCAUCGAGAUGCACCGGCAGUGGCUGGAACAGCAUGGUUUGCUACCGGCAGAGGGGGCAGCGUCUUCCACCUUCACGUUUGUCACGUGGUCGGAUGCAGACAUCAUGUUUGCGCUGCAUUCAGAGUUUUCACGCUUGAAGAUUGCACGCCCAUCCUACUUCAACAACUGGAUCAAUCUCAAGGUCUCUCUACCGUCCCUCCCGCACUCCCUGCUGAGCAGGCAGCAGCUACUGUACAAGAGUCACUUCAAGAAGGAUGCUGUGGGAGGACUGCAGGCCUGCGUGGAGAGGCUCGGGAUCUCGUUCCAAGGAAGAGCUCAUAGUGGGCUCGUAGACUCGCGCAACACUGCUGCGAUCGUCAUGAAGAUGCUCAACGAGGGCUUCCAGUUCCUCAGAAACACGCGCGGCUUCGGUCCCAACGGGGAGCUGAAGGACAGCAACAUACAUCUACACCCUCAGCUAUACGCUCAUGUAACGGACGUGAAGGCAGCGCUCCUCCCCGACAUGCCCAUCGCCGAUGCGGACAAGAGGAGGAGGCUGCAGCGGGAGCUCAAGAGCAAGCAGCGGAGCGAGCAGAAGCUCCUGAUGAGCAAGCUCGACCUCAUGGUACCCCCGUCCUCCCCCGCCAUCGACCCCGCGAACCAACAAAAGCAGCGCCCCGCCCUCAACCUCCUCCAUGACCUCGUCGCCUACUUGCGCUCCUGCGACGAAAGGCAGCGAGCGCAGGAACAAAAGCGAGCGAUCUACACCGAUAUGAUGAGCUGCAUGCUGCUGAGUCGACGGGAGAGGAUCAUUCUCGCUGACAUACCCAGCUGGACAAUACGGGACGUGAGCCUAGCGGUACAUGGCGAUUACGAGGGUUCGUGCUUCGGGGGGAGGCUGGACAUGGACGCGCUCAGAGGCAUCGCUCGACAGGCUUGGGAUGUGACGUGCCCGCCUGAGUUCCAGGUGGACGAGGUUGUGAGCAUGCGGCUGCUGGAGGGAGGGAGGAUGAGGAUGGAGCGCUUCCGGCUACUAGGAGUGGUGAGGAAGGACGUCUGCAUGUCCAUCAUCUAUCCGGAGCCUCUGGGGCCCGACAGCGCCGAGAUCGAGCUGAAGCAUUUGGACUUCCGCAGACUGGGAGGGGUCGUGACGUUUGAUCAAGAGAGCCCCUCUUCUCCUUUGCUUGCCGACCGAGCGAUGAAGCUAGUGUCGGGGAGCUCCCAUGGGAUGAUGUCUGUUCUGGCGAGCAGGAUGGGCACUUGCGACACGUCGAGAGGGCUGAUGGAGAAGAUGGCGGCGAAGUCGAACUCGACGUUUGGUAGAGACAUGCGAUGUGUGAAGGGCAUGACGAAGCAGCUGUUUUCAAUCGUCACAAGUCAUCUUGAGAGCCAUCUUUUGCUUGAUUUUGACAGUGAGGCCGCACAUUGCCCUUUCCUGGGAGGCUUCAAGACCCGCUGGAUGCGCACGUUCAAGGCGACCCUGAACGGCUCAGAGAUCAAAGAGCUCAGCGGUACGCGAGGAAGCGAGGAGGCGCUGGUCGCUGAGAAGAAAGUUGCAGACAGCAGGCAGCAGGUGGUCGGGUACGCGCACGGAGACAGGAGGACGUUGGGGUGUCAUGUGACGUUCCUUUAUUUCUGGAGGAAGACAGGGAUAUGCUUUCAUACUCGUAACUUCAUUUUUACUUCCUUUGGCGUGCCGAACUUUGGAGAGGUGCUGAUAUUUUGUUACUUGACGAUGGUUUGCUGA
Molecule: messenger RNA, 1971 nt
Organism: Guillardia theta CCMP2712
Lineage: Eukaryota; Cryptophyceae; Pyrenomonadales; Geminigeraceae
Exons: 16
Coding region: 1-1971 (656 amino acids)
Biological process (GO): exonucleolytic trimming to generate mature 3'-end of 5.8S rRNA from tricistronic rRNA transcript (SSU-rRNA, 5.8S rRNA, LSU-rRNA)
Molecular function (GO): 3'-5'-RNA exonuclease activity; nucleic acid binding
Source: RefSeq, a predicted model, not a curated record